Amoebophrya sp. A120 is the source of this 588-nucleotide messenger RNA. The record is from the annotation of a GenBank genome assembly. NCBI's taxonomy places the organism in Eukaryota, Dinophyceae, Syndiniales, Amoebophryaceae.
GGAGGGGGCUCUUGCUAACGAAGAGCGCCGACCUGGUUCUCGUCGAAAAACGACGACGAGAAUUUCUUACUCCUGCCUGCUGCCGAACAAGCAGAACCGCUUGCACCUGCUUUUGUUUUUCAUCGAGACCGCGAGCCAGAGCGAGCUGGACUUGUUUUUCUACCAGGUGUUAGAAGAGGGUAUGAUGGUUGAAGAAGAGAGACUCGUCGACCACAGCCCGCUGUACCACUUUUACCUGGACCUGCAGAACGUGUCGCCCAGGUCUAUGAAUCAAGCCUCGGAUCUGAUGCUGUCCGGUUGGAAGCACUUGGCCAAGAAGCGCGCCGCGCAAGCGUAUCUGGACCAAGUGUUCCGGAACGAGUAUAAUAGAGACGUCUUGCAGCACGACAAAGCUCUUGCCGGCAAAGCGUUUGACUUGGUUAUCAUCACCGACGGCACGCUGGUACCGUGGACCUACAGCUGGAGAAAGGCCAUCCAAAUCUUGAACUUCUCCGGUAUGCAGGACAGCACCCCGCCUUCGGAGAAGGAAGCCAUGGCGAUGGACGACUUCGCCUUCGCGAAAACCGGCCGCGGUACUACUGAUGCAGG